Fulmarus glacialis (Northern fulmar) is the source of this 447-nucleotide messenger RNA. It is a transcript of the gene UNC93B1, whose product is annotated as unc-93 homolog B1 (C. elegans). Gene Ontology annotation, biological process: toll-like receptor 7 signaling pathway; toll-like receptor 3 signaling pathway; toll-like receptor 9 signaling pathway. The annotation marks the transcript as partial. Lineage: Eukaryota; Metazoa; Chordata; Aves; Procellariiformes; Procellariidae. Gene Ontology annotation, cellular component: endosome; lysosome. Gene Ontology annotation, molecular function: Toll-like receptor binding. The record is from RefSeq and is a predicted model, not a curated record. The transcript is spliced from 4 exons.
CUCGUCCACGCCGGCCUCCUAGUGACUCUCUUCUGCUGGGCACCAGAGCCCCGGCAGCGGGUCCAGGCGCCUCUGCUCUAUGCCAUAGCCGUGCUCUGGGGCACAGGGAGUGCCCUCAACAAGACCAGCAUUAGCAUCCUCCUGGGCAUGCUGUACGAGGACAAGGAGCGCCAAGACUUCGUCUUCACCAUCUACCACUGGUGGCAGGCCCUGGCGAUCUUCACUGUCUACCUGUGGUCAGGGCUGCCCAUGAAGGCCAAGCUCUCCAUCAUGCUGCUGACGCUGGCAGUGGCGCACAAGAUGCGUGGCUACCGCUACUUGGAGGAGGACGACUCGGAUGAGACCGGCUCGGAGGGCGACGGCGGCAAGGACGACAAUGACGAGCACCCGGUGGAGGCCACCAGCGGGGAUGAGCUGCCAAAAGAUGAUGGGGACCAGCUGGGUUAG